Molecule: messenger RNA, 4430 nt
Organism: Gekko japonicus
Lineage: Eukaryota; Metazoa; Chordata; Lepidosauria; Squamata; Gekkonidae
Product: monocarboxylate transporter 1-like
Exons: 5
Coding region: 105-1607 (500 amino acids)
Biological process (GO): transmembrane transport; monocarboxylic acid transport
Cellular component (GO): membrane
Molecular function (GO): monocarboxylic acid transmembrane transporter activity
Source: RefSeq, a predicted model, not a curated record
GGAACAAGGAGAGAGAGAGGAAAGGAGCUGAGGCGUCUCGGACCAGGUUAGCGGUGUGCAACAGAUCUUUGAUUUCUAACUGAAUUGUCACCCUUUGGAUCAAGAUGCCACCAGCAAUUGGAGGCCCUGUGGGAUACACACCACCAGAAGGAGGAUGGGGCUGGGCUGUAGUUGUCGGUGCCUUUAUCUCAAUUGGCUUUUCCUAUGCGUUUCCAAAGUCCAUCACAGUAUUCUUCAAAGAGAUAGAACAAAUCUUUGAUGCAUCUAGCAGCAAAGUUUCCUGGAUCUCUUCCAUUAUGCUGGCAGUAAUGUAUGGAGGAGGUCCCAUCAGCAGCAUCCUGGUGAACAAAUAUGGUAGUCGUCCAGUCAUGAUUGCAGGGGGCUGUCUGUCAGGGUGCGGUUUGAUUGCUGCUUCUUUCUGUAAUACUGUGGAAGAGCUUUACUUCUGUGUCGGGGUUGUGGGAGGUCUUGGACUUGCAUUUAAUUUAAACCCAGCCUUGACUAUGAUUGGCAAGUACUUCUACAAGAAGCGUCCACUGGCUAAUGGACUGGCAAUGGCAGGCAGCCCUGUAUUUUUAUCUACACUGGCUCCCUUGAACCAAUAUUUUUACAGCAUUUUUGGGUGGAGAGGGAGCUUUUUAAUUCUUGGGGGUCUCUUGCUAAAUUGCUGUGUUGCUGGAUCUCUGAUGAGACCAAUAGGACCCAAACCAGACCAGAAGAAGGCAGAAAUUGAUAACGAAGUGUUGCAGGAGGCUGGUAAACCUGUGAGAAAAGAAGGAGCAGAUGUCAGCACAGACCUUAUCGCUGGGAAGACAAAAAAACAGAAAGCCACAUUCUUCCAGACUAUCAACAAGUUUUUGGAUUUGUCUCUCUUCACACAUCGUGGCUUCUUGCUCUAUCUGUCGGGCAAUGUGCUCAUGUUUUUUGGAUUGUUUACACCAUUAGUCUUCCUCAGUAAUUAUGGGAAGAGUAAGCAUUUCUCUAACGAGUCUUCUGCCUUCUUGCUGUCCAUUCUGGCCUUUGUAGAUAUGGUUGCCAGGCCAUCCAUGGGCUUGGUAGCAAACACCAAAUGGGUGAGGCCCAGAGUGCAGUAUUUUUUUGCUGCGUCUGUGAUCUAUAAUGGUUUGUGCCACCUUUUGGCUCCUAUAUCCACAAGCUAUGCUGGCUUUUGCAUCUAUGCUGGCUUCUUCGGAUUUGCCUUUGGCUGGCUGAGCGCCGUCUUGUUUGAGACACUGAUGGACCUAGUUGGGGCUCAGCGGUUCUCCAGUGCCGUCGGUUUGGUGACUAUUGUGGAAUGUGGCCCUGUGCUUUUGGGGCCACCUCUCCUAGGUAAACUGAACGACGUGUAUGGUGACUACAAAUAUACCUACUGGGCAUGUGGCAUCAUCCUGAUCGUCUCUGGGAUCUUCCUGUUUAUUGGGAUGGGCAUCAAUUAUCGGCUGUUGGCUAAAAAGGAGAAGACUGAGGCGAAGCAAAAGGCUGAAGGGAAAGAAGAAGAAACCAAUAUUGAUGAGGCUGAAAAACAAAAAGAGCCGAGCAAUGAUGUGGCUAACCUGCCUCAGAAAACCACAGAUGAUGGUAUAAAAGAGGAGGAGAGCCACAUGUGAGAGACUGGUAUUUUAAGUCCAGGAGGACAGGAUAAAAUAUUAUCAACAUGUGUUGUGUUUGGAUGGGGGAGCACUACUGGUUGUGGGUAGUGGUGAGAAGGGUAAAAAUCAGGUGAUAUAUUUUUUUUAACAAAGCUACAGAUUGUGUGUGUAAUCAGCAUUUGACAGGAGUAACAGAGCUCAAUGGGCAGUGCCAUCUUUUUAUUGGGGGUGGGUGGGAAGGGAGGGGAAUUUUUAUACUCUGGCUUUUUUAACAGUAAUGUGAAUGUACUAAUAUGUGCCUUAGAGCUUCCACGUUUAGGCUACUUUGGCAAAGCCUUAACUCCAGCCUACAGUGUUCUCCUUGAAGGUCUGGAGUCUGCUUAGGCCACCUCCAUGAAGGACAUCUGGCUUCUUUUAUAGUGGGGUCUCAAGGUUAUGUGUUAAAUGAACCCCAUUUCAGAGUUUCCCAGAACACAUUGCUGCCAGAAUCUUUGUACAAUCAGGUAUGGGGGAGAGAGAUUGGUGGAUCUUGAUGAAACAGGUUUUCAUUUCUGAUGUUUCUGGAUGACAAGCUCAAGCUGGCUGUUGUGUUGUUAGCAUCUUUGAAAACUUUUCUAAUUAGUGCAGGCUUUUUAAAUCUUCCUGGUUAAAUCUGAAAUAUUGGAACUGAGUACAACAACAAAAUAUGCAAGGAGACAGUUUCAUACAGUUUCAUACUGUUGUCACUUAACUUACUAUGGAGUCAAACCUACUUUUUAAACAUCAUUAUGCUUCUGGUGGUCAUUGGCCUGGAAAAUUUGUCUUGACAAGAAUAACAGAAAACAAAAUGGGUAUCAGUGCAAUGAGCAAGCCGAUUCUGAAGGGUGUGCCUUAAUUGUUGUCAUGACAGUCAAAAUAUAUACCUUUUUAACAAUCUCUUAGAAUGAUUCAGUGCCUAAAUCAGCCACCCUAGACAGGCCUGUUAGAAAGAAAGUCCCGUUGAAAUUGUAGGGACUUACAACCAAGUAAAUGUGUUUAGGUUCAGGCUUGUUAUCUGCAUCACUGCCACUUGUAUUCUUACUGCUGUUCUACUGCUCUUCAAGUUUGCUGCUUUCAAAGACACAUGUUUUCAGUUCUGAUAUUUAUUGCUAAAUUCUAGGCAAAAUUCUAGUAUUCUGCUCUGUGCUCUGGAAUGCUAGUUAACUGACCAGAACAGAUACUGCAAAGACAUCAGUAUCCCUGACUUCAUUCUGGAUAGGAUUCUGCAUCAAUAACAUCUUGUCUCUUUCUAAUCAGUGGCCAAAAUAGUUUGUUGAGGAUCAGUUCAUAUUUUCCCCUUUGCAGACUAAAUGGACUCCCUUAUUUCAUCUGGUAACUUCCUGUAACACAAAACAUUUGAUGUGGUAAAACUGUGCUUCUAGUUUCUUUGCCCAUUUUGCAUGUUUUGUGUUGCUAGAUGUUGUCCGAUGGAAGGAGGUAGAAGAGUCAUGGUCCUGUUGUGAUGACAGCCAUGUAUCCUCUGUAAAUGUCAAGUUCUAGUCUCAGUGUUAAAACAAGUAGCACAUUGCUGGGCUGUGUUUGUCUUCUGCUUUAGGAUGCAGAGAAACUAAAAUCCACUUUUGUGUGUUUUGAGUAGCCUGGGGGGGGGGGGUCUGGCCUGAUGAACCAAAUUAUAUUUUGGUCUCUUAUAACUUAUUUUCCUGUGAACUACUGUUUCUUUCCAGACAAUGACAGCUGAAACACUAACAGGUGGUUCUAAUGUUGUUGUUGUUGCCAGUUUGCUUGCUCUGAUCAGUUGGAGAACACUGCUCUUGUAUAAUUUCCUGUAACACUGAAUGUCCAUACCCUCUCUGUAGUAAUGUUGGGUGACUUCUUCUGUGUGUUUUAAGUGUAGCAUACACCAGAAGUACAGGCUAUUUCCUUGCAUGGGGCCAUUUUCUUGCCAAAGGCAGGUUUGCUGUGAUGCAAAAAUCCCUAACACCAGUAUUUGAAAUCUUUUCUGCUAUUAGCAGAGCCACGGCUGAUCCAUGAUGGUCCUCAAUUUCAGCACUGGCAUGCUGGAGGACCCCCAUAGGCUUCUCGGGACUGUCUUGUGAAUGGCAUGUGGGCUCAUCUUGUGAGGAGAAGAUGCAAAUUAUCCAUCUAACAUCUUAUUCCAGUAAAGUGUUCGUGUUACUGAAUUCAUGUAAGCAAAUAAGUUUUAGAAGAAUGAUUGACAGAAAUGCAGUGACAGGCUCUGAGUGUUGAAGUGAACUGCAGUAGUUAUCCGUUAGAUUUGAUAAAUCAGACCAUCUUAAACUCUUCAGUGUCCACAGGAAGGUUUAUGCAGACCCAUUGUUAAAUAGUAAUCAUAACAUGAGGGUCUAGUCUUCCCCCGCCAUAAUUUCCAUUCGUUAAAGGAUAGAAAUUCAAUCAUAAAUUGUACCUUCUCAUCUGCCUCCAGUGUGUAUUCUGCAUACUUUUCAUAUAGAGAACCAACAUCCCCAUGAAACACUCGCUUUGUUAAAGCUCAUACUGAAGAGAGAAUGUUUUUAAUUUUGCAGAGCCCCCAUAUGUUUAGAAUGCUAUGCAAAUAGUAGUGCUGGUAAAUGGUCCAAACAUAGUUAGUUUGAAUUAAGAUGAACAAAUGAGAUUCUAUUUUUUCCAUCCUCCAAAUAUAUAGAUUCUGACAAGUGAUCUUCCCUUUGUAAAAGAAGUUUCUGUAAAUCCCUUGACAGUAUUACCCAUUGCACUGUGAAGUCCACUAUUCUGUUGUCUUGGCUGUUGAAGUUAGUUACUUUUUUAUUUUGUAAUUGCAUUCUGCUCUAAAAUUGUAUAAAAGGAACAGGUCAGGGUAUUUUCAUACUUUAGAAUAUGUUUUAA